ACAGAGGACGUGUGAGAAGACAAGAUGGAGCGCUGGAACAGAUGAAGACUGUCACUGGUCCCAUCCGGCGGUCCACAUGAGCGUAUCGAAACCUCCUCCGCCCCACUCCCACUUCGCCCCCCCACCCAACUCUUCCACCUCCCAUCUCUCCAUCCCUCCCUCCUCCUCCACCCCAUCCUCCCCCGCACCUUCUCGUGCUGCCUCCUCUGCUCCCAGAUCUCUCCCUCCACCCUCUCCCGUCAAGAUCUCCAUGCAGGAGCACUUUGCCAUCAACGUGUGCCCCGGGCCCAUAAUGCCUAUCCCGCAGAUCUCCGACUUCUUCCCGCGCUUCCACGACUUUCCCAUGACCCCGCCACCGCCCCGGGAGAAGAAGAUCCUGAAGGAACCAGAUUUCGGAUUGAGCAAUGGAGGGGAUACGGACGGAGAGAAUAAGGAGAAGGAGAGGAAACCCAUGGAAGAGGACCGGGGGGAAAGGCAAGAAGGGGUGGAUUCGGACGACGAUGAUGAAACUUAUCUGGGCACCCUGGAGUUCACCCUGCUCUUCGAUCACGAGAACAACUGUCUACACUGUACAAUCCACAAAGCCAAGGGACUAAAGGCCAUGGACUCCAACGGACUGGCCGAUCCAUACGUCAAGCUCCACCUCCUGCCUGGAGCAAGCAAGGCGAACAAGCUCCGCACCAAAACACUGAAGAACACUCUGAACCCGGUGUGGAGUGAGACACUGAUGUACCACGGCAUCACCGCUAUCGACAUGACCACCAAAACCCUCAGGCUGUGUGUGUGCGACAUGGACAGGCUCGGUCGUAACGAGUUCAUCGGAGAGGUCCGGGUCGCCUUGAAGAAACUGAGCAAGGGCGAGAGCAAAAGAUUCAAAAUGGGUCUGGAGAGAAUCACACAGAACAAAGACAUCAACAAAGAAACCGUGGAGCAAGGGACACCUGUGGCCGAGGAAGAGCGUGGUCGUAUCCUGGUGUCGCUCUGCUACAGCCCAGAAAAGAGCUGUUUACUGGUCGGCAUCGUACGCUGUGCCCACCUCGCCGCCAUGGACUCCAAUGGGUACUCUGACCCCUUCGUCAAGAUUGUGCUGCAGCCUGAUAUGGGGAAAAAGUCCAAGUACAAAACCACAGUGAAGAAGAAAACUCUCAAUCCCGAGUUUAAUGAGGAGUUUGUGUAUGAAGUUCCACACGACCAGCUGGCCAAGAAAACACUGGAGAUCUCGGUAUGGGACUACGAUCUGGGGAUGAGCAACGACUUCAUAGGUGGAGUUGAACUGGGCAUACAUGCUAAGGGAGUGAGGCUGAAACAUUGGUUUGAGUGUCUCAAACACAUCGGCAAGAAAGUCGAGUACUGGCACACCCUCACGCAGCAAGGAGCCCCCCCGGAGCCCCCCCCGCAGUGACUGACACACACCCACUUUAUCGCAAUUAUUAAAUGAUAAUCAAUGAAUGGUGAAGAAAGAAAGAAAGAAAUAAUAAAGUAAUAAAGUAAUAAUAGUGAUAAAACAUGCAAUAAUGAGACGGAUAAUGAGGAUUUAAUAAUAACAAUAUUAAUUAUAAUACAAAUAAUAAUAGUGGGUAAUUAUCCCAAUUUAGCUUUUUUUCUAAGUAAAUACAUUUGUGAAAAUGUCCCUCAUUGAAAUGUUUAAUGUGAAAGUGCUAACAAAUUUUACCUUAGCCCUCAAUAUUGUGAAGUCACUUGCAUUUCAGUCAUUCAAAUGUACAUGAAUAGGGUAGAACCUCUUACUUGCACUGUAACUACAAUACUGGAACAGUCUGUAAGCACCUUUGGGCCCAUUGCCCAACAAGGUCUUGUUACAAACGUUGUAAUCGCCAGGUUGUUUCUACUAGGGAUGUAGUUGAAAAAGGUGGGAAAAGAGAUGACUGGCAUCUAGCAACGCUAAUGCUAACUGCUUUAGCUGUUCUAGGAAGUAUGGGUAACUGCAUACUUGGUGUGUCUCUGAAAGUGGGCGUGGCGAAUAAAGUGGGUGUAACAUCAGCGCUCUGUUAUUGGUUAGAUGGUUUUGACUGAGCGGUGUCGUUUAUUUCCCGUUUCUUAGCGUUUGGACUUCCGUUUUGAAGCCAGAAGAUGAGUGCAAAUUGUAUUUCACUGCUACAAAGAAUUGUAUAUUUUCAGUGAAUAUAACUGACAGCUUUUUAUUUUUCAUUAAAAGUACUGA
Molecule: messenger RNA, 2179 nt
Organism: Salvelinus namaycush (lake trout)
Lineage: Eukaryota; Metazoa; Chordata; Actinopteri; Salmoniformes; Salmonidae
Product: double C2-like domain-containing protein beta
Exons: 11
Coding region: 77-1402 (441 amino acids)
Cellular component (GO): membrane
Source: RefSeq, a predicted model, not a curated record